This is a messenger RNA of Hevea brasiliensis (rubber tree), 4050 nucleotides long. Its product is annotated as formin-like protein 5. Gene Ontology annotation, biological process: actin nucleation; actin cytoskeleton organization. Gene Ontology annotation, molecular function: actin filament binding. Lineage: Eukaryota; Viridiplantae; Streptophyta; Magnoliopsida; Malpighiales; Euphorbiaceae. The record is from RefSeq and is a predicted model, not a curated record. The coding region runs from base 731 to 3616 and encodes 961 amino acids. The transcript has 6 exons.
GUCUUUCUUCCACGUGAGAGCGGAAUUGCGGCCCUCCUUUCCGCGUCUCUCUCUUUACCAAAAGAGCUCAUCAAAUUCAAAAAUGGAAAAAGAGGAGAAAAGCUUCUUUUCAAUUUCAAAAGUUGAAAAUUUUUGUACUUUUCUUAAUGAAUUCUUCGUCUGCUUUUCGACGAAACCUUAUUGGAGAAGAAAAUUUUUAUUGUCAUCGUUUUCACUGGUCAACACCGUUUCCUGGAUAAACAGCUAUUGCCCUUUUAAGCUCCUUUUGUUUGGAUUUGGUCAGAAUCGAAAGCCCAUUUGAAUUUUCGAAAUUCCUGCUUAUAUUUGGGAUUUUUAUUUUUGUUUCUGUUUAUAGGGCCAAAAUAAGGGUUCAUUUCGGUUCUGAUAGCUCCUCCUUAAGUUAAUUUUCUUUUGAGCUUAUUUAUAUUGAUUCUGUGCGUCAUUUGAUUAGAUAUUUUGGCGUUUUAUGGAAGAUAAAUUCCGGGUUUUGUUUGGUUGAUUGAAUGCUGAUCCAAAGUUUCAAUUUUUGGUAACAUAUUGUAUCCGGGUUUUGAAGAAUUUGUAUUUAGGUGAUCGAUUAGUUUUGGGAUCGUUCUUGACAAAAAUAACAGUGGGUACGAGUCGAAUGUUCCAAGUUUGAAGCUUUUUGGGUAGCUGUGCGUUAUGACGGUUUUCUAGGGUUUUGUUUCAGUAAGGGGUUUUGCCAUUGAUGAAAUGAGAAGAAUACUGUAUGCUGACAAUGGUGAUUCAACAACAAAUGAUUCGCAUACAGUCAAAUUAUGUCCUGUUCUUGGUGAUUUUGCUUUGUACAUCUUUGGUGUGGAGCUUGGAACACAGAAAGAGGACAGAGGAAGUGUCUCUGAGUCAAUUAGUUGAUCCAAUGACUGAGGAGGUUGAUGAGGGCAUGGUAGAGCUAUUAUGGGUCAGUUGCAGGCUAGAUUUGAUUUGUUUGAAGGAAGCUAAUGAGGAUCUCAACUUCUGUUUUCCGGAGGAGAUAUCUGAUGCAGCUAGUGAAAGUAAUUCAAAGAGUAGGUCACUGACAAAAGAACAUUUUCGGAAAAUGAUUAAAGUCCAGAAUCCACAGUGGAAGCAAACUCUUCUAGGUUGUAUGAGAAAGAACAAUAUUCUGUUCCAUGCUUCUAGAGAAAGUGGCUCUAAUAUUCAGCAUAGCAGGUAUCUUGAUUCUGCAUUUCCUAUGCCUGAUGGUCCAAAAAGGAAUUUGCUCCAGAGUGCCUCUGACCCUGUCCUUACCGAUAAAUCACUAGCUGCUGAUCUGGCACCUUCAUUUGAAGGAGGUGAUGAAUCGCCACCCUCAGAUAUGGAAGUUGCUUCUGCAGGUUCAGUUUCUGAUCCAAAUGUUGAGCCAGAUAGUCACAGAAAUAACCGUAAAGUAAUAGUUAUUGCAGUUGUUGUGACUGCAGCAGUGACAUCUGCCUUUGCAGCACUGUUCUUUUUUUGCUGUACUAAGAUUUGUCGAAGAAGCUCUGGAGGUAGACUAAAUGAUGAAAAACCUCUUCUUAGCCUGAGCCUAAGUGACUACUCUACUGGUUCUCACAAGUCUUUUGGUUUGCUAAAUUCUAUUAAAGAAGAGAACUUUGAUCAUCAAUCUUUCAAUAAGAACUCAAGCCAUCAUAGAAAGGGCUCAUCUUUGGACAGCAUCAUGUCUGAUGUUCUCCGUGCCUCACUAGAUGAAAUUGCACUCUCUGCUGAAUCAAUCGGGAAAUCUAGCAAUACCAUUGCUCUGGUACCUCCUCCUCCUGGAAGGGUUGAUAGCAUGCUUCCUUUGAAGCCUCCUCCUGGAAGGGUUGAUAGUAUGCUCCCUUUGAAGCCUCCCCAUGGAAGGGCAGUCCCCCUUCCUCCUGAACCACCUGCUUCUCUCAGGCCUCCUCCCAGCAAGGCUGGUCCCCCUCCCCCUCCACCACCUCAUGCACUGCCGCCUCCUCCUGCAAGAGCUUCAGGCAGUGUGGGUCCUCGCCCUCCUGGACCACCUCCUCCACCAACUGUGACUUCUGGUGCCAAAUCUGGUCCAUCUCCACCACCACCUCCAAAGGGCGGUCCAGCUCCUCCCCGACCACCACCACCGUUGCCCAUGGGUUCAAAGGUUCCUCGCCCACCUUCUGGAUUAAAGCGUCCCCCUAAUGCAGCACCAGUUGAAGGAGAUGGUGCAGAGGGUGAUGCCAAUACUCCUAAAGCCAAGCUGAAGCCAUUUUUCUGGGAUAAAGUUCUAGCCAAUCCUGAUAAUUCAAUGGUUUGGCAUCAGAUUAAAGCAGGAUCAUUUCAGUUCAAUGAGGAGAUGAUAGAAACACUGUUUGGAUAUGCACCUACUGACAGAAACAGAAGUGAUCGCAAGAAAGAGUCUUCCUCCCAUGAUUCUGCAUUUCAUUAUAUUCAGAUCCUUGAUACCAAAAAGGCGCAAAAUUUAUCAAUUCUUCUGCGGGCACUAAAUGUUACAAUAGAAGAAGUUUGUGAUGCACUUCAUGAAGGAAACGAGCUUCCCAUAGAACUCCUACAGACUUUGUUGAAAAUGGCACCUACAGCAGAUGAAGAACUGAAGCUGAGGCUGUACAGUGGUGAACUUUCUCAACUUGGGAAUGCUGAACGGUUCCUGAAGGUCUUGGUUGACAUUCCAUUUACUUAUAAACGAUUGGAAGCUCUGCUUUUCAUGUGUACUCUACAGGAAGAGGUUGCCACUACUAAGGAAUCCUUUGAAACCUUGGAGGUUGCUUGCAAGGAACUCAAAAACAGUAGAUUGUUCCUCAAGCUUCUAGAAGCUGUUCUUAAAACUGGCAACCGCAUGAAUGAUGGAACAUUCCGGGGUCGUGCUCAAGCAUUUAAACUUGACACACUUUUAAAAUUAUCUGAUGUGAAGGGAACAGAUGGUAAGACCACACUGUUGCACUUUGUUGUUCAGGAGAUAAUCCGCUCCGAAGGUGUGAGAGCUGCCCGUGCAGCAAGGGAGAGUCGAACAUUCUCAAAUAUCAGUGUGAAAACUGAUGAUCUCCUCGAGGAUGUUACCCCUGAUACAGAAUAUGACUAUCGCAAAACUGGUCUUCAGGUGGUUUCUCGUUUGAGUAGUGAACUAGAAAAUGUCAAAAAAGCAGCAGUUAUCGAUGCUGAUAGCUUAACAGGAACUGUUGCCAAACUGGGCUAUUCACUGUUAAAAACCCAAGAUUUCCUGAACAAGGAUAUGAAGAGCUUAGAGGAAGACAGUGAGUUCCAUGAAGCAUUAAAAAGUUUUGUACAGACUGCUGAGGUUGACGUCAUGUGGUUGCUGGAGGAAGAGAAGAGAAUUAUGGCUCUGGUGAAGAGCACUGGUGAUUACUUCCAUGGGAAUGCAGGGAAGGAUGAAGGCUUACGUCUGUUUGUUAUUGUGCGGGACUUCUUGAUCAUCUUAGAUAAGGUGUGCAAACAGGUGGGAGAGGCACAAAAGAUGUCAGAAAAAUCACUUAAGAAAGAGGCAUCAACUGCAUCAUCUCACUCUUCCCGCCAACAACAACAAAUUUCUCCUGAUCCCCGCCAACAACAACAGAUUUCUCCUGAUAUUCGUUCACGGUUAUUUCCAGCAAUUCAAGAGCGGAAGAUUGAAAAUUCUAGUUCAGAUGAUGAGAGUGAAUGAACCAUCUGGAAUAGGUCGCUUUUAGGAUGAAAGUCCCUUAAAUUUCUGAAAAGGAGGGAUCAAUGAAAAGUAAGCAAUUGUGUUGAUAGUUCUUAUCCUGGCUAAUUUCACUAUGGUAGCUGCAUUAGUGGAGCAAACAUCACAAUCACUUUCACCAGAUUUCCCAGUGGUCAGAAGGAUUCUCAUCCAGCUAACUUGUGCAUUAGUAGUUAGAUACAAAAGUAAUUUUCUUUUUAUUUGAAAUUCUUUUUUUUUUCCCCUGAGAUUAAAAUGGUGUAAUUCGUAGUUAGAUACAAACGUAAUUUUCUUUUUAUCUGAAUUAUUUGCCUUUUUUCUCCAGAGAUAAAAGUGGACCAAUUAGCAAGUUAGUUCUCAAAUUAGAAGUUAUUUGUACUGUCUUAAAUGUAUAUGGAGGAAAGUAUAUAUUUUUCUAA